This is a messenger RNA of Musa acuminata subsp. malaccensis (wild Malaysian banana), 1134 nucleotides long. NCBI's taxonomy places the organism in Eukaryota, Viridiplantae, Streptophyta, Magnoliopsida, Zingiberales, Musaceae. The record is from RefSeq and is a predicted model, not a curated record.
AUGGAUGGCUGGGAAGCGGGAGGAGCACAAAAAGGUCAAGUCGAAGCUGCCCUGCAGCAACAACCCGCCGUGUCUCGGCGUAAGUUGGACAGAUUCGACCCAAGGCCUCCUCUCCCCGCCUUGAGUUCGUCCCGAACAGAAAUAUUUCUCCAUGAGAAGGGGAAGGGGCUACUCAAGGAUCCUCACCCGAUGAAGAACCCGCGAGAGCUUGCAGACCGUUCAAAAUAUUGCCGCUUCCAUCGGCAACAUGGACACGACACUGAAGAGUGCCGUGAACUGAAAAGGCAAAUUGAGGAGCUCAUCCGCAGAGGGCAUCUCGGCAAAUACCUUCUGCCGGACAAAAAGCUAUCACCUCGCCCGGAGGGCCCCAUCGAGCGACACAUUGAAGUAAUCGCUGGCGGUCCCGCAUCGGGGGGGGGCUCCAUGUUGGGAAGAAAGGCGUACGCCCGAGCCACUCCAGACGUAACCCCUGGACACGGGCCCGAGCACGAGAUCACUUUCCCGACCGGGGUGUCCGAGCGACCCGAACACGAUGACGCCCUUGUGAUAUCGGCUAGGGUAGCCAACGCGCAGGUGAGAAAGAUCAUGGUUGACACUGAGAGCUCGGUCGAUAUACUUUACUUCGAUGCCUUCCAAAAGCUCGGCUUGGCUAGGGAGAAUAUGAGGUCGAUGUGCUCAGCGCUCACCGGGUUCACAAGAGAUUCGAUAUCACCCUUGGGGGCUAUUACUCUGCCCUUGACCUUAGGGACCCCACCGAGGUUGAAGACGGUGAUGACCACUUUUCUGGUGGUCGACCUUCCCACUGCUUACAACGCCAUACUCGGUCGGUCGACCCUCAACAAAGUCAGAGCCGUCGUCUCGAUCUACUACCAAACCAUCAAGUUCCCGACUCACGCUGGGGUCGUGGAAGUUACGGGAAGCCCCCGAGAGUCCAGUCGGUGCUACCUGACCACCGUUUCGUUACACAAGAGGGCCAGGAUCGAGCCACCAUUGGAAGAUCCGCGGGAAACAAAAAAACCGGCCCCUCACCCCGAGCCGAGGGGAUCCACCGUUGAUAUACCACUACAAGAAACUCGGCCAGACCAGACGGUCAAGGUUGGUUCGGAACUACCCGAAAGGGAAAGAGGCCCCUGA